AUGACUAACACGAAUCCUGAUGAGCAGAAAGUGCAGUUGGCUGAGAUUGUGAACAAUACGCCAGUCAAAAGAAGAAUAAGACGACCAGAAAUAGAGAAAUGCUACGUUGUGGAGAGUGAUGAGUGUGUGGAGCUCGAUUUAAUUGAUGAAAAUACUAAAAUUAUGUACAGGGAGAAUGUUGAAUUAUCUGAUAUGCGGGAAGAGAGUGAAACAUAUUUUACAGAUGGAGACGUAUUUCCAGCCGAUUCAAACGGUACUUUCCGAUAA
Molecule: messenger RNA, 267 nt
Organism: Enterospora canceri
Lineage: Eukaryota; Fungi; Microsporidia; Enterocytozoonidae
Source: the annotation of a GenBank genome assembly